AUGGACGUCUUGCUGACUUUUUCACAAAAUCAUCCCGAAUUUCGAAAGGCUGAAUGGGACUCGAUUCUCAAGCUUACCGGCUCCGAUCUUCCAUCUAUAUCCGACUGCAGCAAAGUGAGUGUGUAUGUAAAGUUAAAUUAUGUUUCUUCGAGUAGGAACCCUUGGAAGAAAUCGAGGUCGAUGAACUGCAGAAGCUACAAGUCGUUCUGGAGCGAUCAGUGUUGUUGAAGCACGCCCAUGAGGUCCUCGUCCGAGGAAGUGCCCAUGAAUCUGUGAAAUUGCACCUAGAGGAGUCAAGAAGUCGGCUACUGGUAAGCUCGUGAGGAUGUUGGUAAGCUUCUUUAGGCCCGCUUGGAUGCAACGAAAACAUGGAGAAUAAAGUACAGGUCUCAUAACAAAAAGAAGGACGGUCAAUACAUUGAAGCCCUCGUUCAGGUGGGUAUCUGCUUCUAUUUGUGUUAUUUAUUUAGGGCUACAUUGAUAUCUUAGCUCUGGAUCACAUGGAUGUGAACAUGAUGACUCCGUUUUAUGAUUUCAACUUGAUCGAAGAUUUCUCAGCUCCAGUUCCAAGGAUUUAUCUGGCUUUGUUGGUAAGAAGUCGUGAUGGGUUACAUAAUUUCCAGAUAGGUGAUGGACAAGGACGUUUGAAACACGAGUUCAGUUUGAAGACGCGAAAGUACAUUGGUAACUCUACAAUGGACCCGGAAUUGUCGUUUAUUCAAGCCAACAUCAGCCAUGUGAAACAGGGAGAUCUUGUACUUGACUCCUUUUGUGGCACUGGUGGCUUAAUCCUCGCGGCAGCAAGAUUUGGCGCUAUUGUUCUUGGAUCUGAGAUCAGUUACAUGAUAGCAAGAGCAAAGGGAUCAUCUGCACGAAUGGGAGAAGGCGAGUUGAAGGACGAUCAGAAUGUUUUGGCGAACUUUGUUCAACAGGGCUUGGAUCAUAGGUUCGCCGGACUUAUCUUGGCUGAUGCUAGCCAACACAAACUCUGGAGGUCUACAGAACUGUUUGAUGCUAUUGUUGCUGAUCGUAAGUAGUGUUGUCAUUAUUCUUUACCUUAUUUUAGCCCCGUAUGGAGUACGGGAAAAAGGUCGGAAGUUGGGAAAGAACGGAGAGAAGGACGGUUGGCUCAAGAACGAGAAUACCCAGUAAAUUUGAUCAUUUAUUUAUUUGAAUUUGUGUUUUAGUGUCGAUCGUUACCCAGAGAAGACGAAGUACAGGACAACGACUUUGUACUUGGACCUCAUGGACUUUGCUGCCAAUUAUCUGGUUGUUGAAGGGCAUGUCUCCUUUUGGUACCCCGUUCUAAGAGAGUCAUACGGUGAAGAUGUAAUCCCGAAACACCCGACAUUGGCGUUGGUCUCCAAUUGUGAGCAAAUUUUGUCAAAAAAAGGAUCAAGGUAAUAAUGAAUAAAGUUUCUAAAUGUUUUAGGAGGUUACUGUGCUAUCGGAAGCUUCGGAAGCCCGUGGUGAAUGAAAUGGCGACUGUUGAUCGUGAUCCAUACGAAGAGACUAGCUACAGAGAUGCUAUCUUCGGGCCGCCUCAGUGA
Messenger RNA from Bursaphelenchus xylophilus (pine wood nematode), 1550 nucleotides. NCBI's taxonomy places the organism in Eukaryota, Metazoa, Nematoda, Chromadorea, Rhabditida, Aphelenchoididae. The record is from the annotation of a GenBank genome assembly.